AUGUCUGAGACACAGAAGUAUUUGGUUUCACAUGACUCUGAGGAAGUGCAUGAGCUGGAUGGUUUACAUAAGAAAUCACAACCAGACUCUCUCCAUUUGACACAAACAUCAAAUAUUAUGCUCCCAAAAGCAGAAAGUCCUGUAGAAGAGAAAUUUAAGCCAAUAACUACUAGCCCUGUGGAAAUGUCUGAGGAUAUUCAACAAGACAAUUUUUUAACACUUAACGUUGAUGAUAAUGCUCUGGUACCAGUUGAAGUUGCAAAAACAGGUCCUCGAAGAAACAAUAAGAGAUUAGGUAAGAGACAUGCAACAAGUAACAAAAAAUUGAUUGGAGGCAAAGAAUGGCAUGAACCACAUGGCAGGAAACGGGAUGUUUUCAAAUCAGCAAUAGCUCCAAUUGCCGGUACUGCUACAGCUCUGUCUAUGUCAAAGAGGCCUAAUCCACCACCAAAACCUAAUUCAUCAAAACUCUUUGCUGCAGUGAAGUCUUCUACACUAAAAACACCUUCUUCUCUUCCUGAAAAGGAAGAAGUUGCUGUUUCAAGUGCAAAAGUGCAUGAUCAUAAAACCAACAGUAAAAGUUAUGUAAAAAGUAGCACCCUUUCUGCAGAUGUGACCAAACAGAGUAAUAAAAAGGAAAAUUUCAACAAAUCUCCUUCAUUGACAAAGCAAAUACCAUCAGAUUCUACAGGCGUCCAAAUUGAUAAAGAAGAUAGUGCUCAUUCCAUUCAUUCUCAAGGUGUGAGGUCUGCUUCAGAACUGCUAGAAGAAGCUAAGUAUCUAGCAAUGCCAGACGCACAAAAAAUAUAUGAAAGAAACUUCCAACAGAGCAAGCCAGAGCAGUCUCUGACCGCAGCACAGCAAACAUUUACAGCUAAGGCAAAAUCUGUUGAUGAAAUCAUUGCUUCACUGCGGUCUGGUAGACACACCACCUCCCAGUCUGCUUCAGACCAAAAGAUCAAAGGACUCUUGGAGAGAGUGUUUGGCUACAGUUAUAGCAGUAAAAGUGAGGAGAUGAUGAAAAUCACAGCUGAGCAGAAAGAGGAGAGUGAUAUGGUAUCGCUGCAAUCUGAAGGGAAGGCUUCACUGACAGAUUCUCAGUGGACACCUCGAAAGCACAGAGACAAGAUUGAAUCUUUAAGGGAAAUCAAACAGAAAAUCCAAAAGGAGGAAGGAACCAUAAAGGCUUCGGGCAGCCCUGUGCUAAGUCCAAUGAUACCCCCAGAAACAGAGGAAAGGUCAAAAUCUGCGUCAGCACUUACUUCAGCACUGGAACUGACACCUUCCAGACAAACUUCUUUUGAGGUUCCAGACAGAUUUCAGGAUACUCUAACCAACGAGGAAGUAGAAAAGACUCUUGAAUUAUCUGGAAAGGUCACUGUUUCUGAUAUAAUUCAUGUAAAAGGAACUUCAUUUGGAUUAACAAAGAGAAUUUCAGAUGACCAGAAAAUCAUACUUGAGGAUGAAGAGCCUGACCAACAAGCCUCUGUGGUAGCCACACGGAUCCCAAUGAAUAAACAUCGAGGGCAACAGAAUAUCCACCACCUUUGCAUUGCUGAGCUGAGUCAUGUAUUACCCAUUGAUUUGCAACUGGCUUCAAAGUUGUAUUAUACUCCAAACAGAAGAGGACAUGGCUGUAGUAAACUUCCGGAAUCAAUUCAGCUAGAGGAAUCAUACAUGUAUAAAGAUGAAGAUUUUUCUUCUGAACAACAGAAGAUAGCAAGAAUUAUCUAUGAAGGAAUUCCUGCAUCAGAAGCAAGUCAGGAAAAAGUGCAGGAUGGUGUCAGAAUUUUACCACCACUUUCACCUGAAUUUUUGAGGGAAUGGCAAAGAAUUGCAGAAUAUUAUGUGGAGAGACCCAGAAUUAUGUUAUUGGGAGAGUCAAUGGAGAUUUACAAAGAUGCAACAAAGUUGUUUUGGACACCGGCAUUUCCUAAGUUUGCUGUUCCUAUUUCAUGCAUGCAAGAAACCCUGUAUCCCCAGUUAAAAGUGGAACUGGAUCACACAGCUUUCUGUGACUUUGACAAGGAAAUAUAUCAAUUGGAUGAAGAGUAUGACAGUGAUGAUGAGGAGGAAAGUUUGGAACACAAAGCUGCAAUGCAAAGAACACUUUUCAAAAAGCACAAAUCAUUACCAGAUCUACGAGUAUUUUCUUUUUAUUCUUCCAGUGAGUCAUUCACAAACAGUAACUUCCAGAGUAUGAUACCUGAACGGACAAUACAACAUUCGAUACAAAAGAGGAGGAUAGUUAUAUAUAUAAAUUUACAAAACACCACUGACGAACCUGUGAUUACCAAGCAUAACUCAUUACCAAACCUCCAUUUCUUUGAAGAUGAGAAAAUCCUGCCGCUAUCUGCUCCUUUCAAAACUAUGAUGAAGGAGAUCGAACUCCAGAGGGAACAACUAAUUCAGGCUUCAGUAGAGACCACCAAACAGGAAGAACAGGCAAAAAGGAAACCAGUAGAAGGCUUUCUGAUUUCAGAUGUUUCUCAACUGAAUGCAAUGCCAGUAAGAAGCGUAUCUAUACAACAGACGCAACCUUCAGUUGCAGCUCCAGUAACAGAAGCAGUCAUCAAAAGAACAAAAAAGACGAAACGCCGAAAAAAACUUAAAGCUUAUAUGAGAAAAACACCUCUAUCAAGAAAGUUAGCUUUUGUUUACAGAAAACUGUCGAUGCCUCCAAAACGUAUCAAAAGAUCAGGAUCUUUGCCUACACUAAUUACUCGUAAUGGUGAAGAUGGUAACUUUCCCCACCGAGAUUCUAGCGUACCUCGCUUAUUUAACUUUGAAAACUUUGCAAAAAAGAAAGGAGGAAUUCCUGAAGGUGUCGUUACCAGAGAGUGGGUCAGAGAUAUAUGGAACAAAUGGUUUGAUGAAGUCUUCCCGCCAUUAGAACCAACCAGUCAAGCAACUAUCGAUAAAAAAGACAUACCGGUGGUUCUGAAAGAAAAACAAUCUUCUCAAUUGUACGUCAACCUGCAGGAGAUAGAACUGCAGAAUUUACAGCUAUCAACAGAACAAGAAAAUUUAGAAGUGUAUCCAACAGGUUCCCAGUCUGAAGUCACUCGAGCUGCUUUGCAGUCUUUAGUAAAUGAUGUAACGUACCGCAUAGAUGUAAAUGGUGAAUCCACAGCGUUUAAUUAUUGCCGUCGGGGAGCUUUGUAUAGAAGAUUAGGACAGUUAAAGUCAGCCAUGGAGGAUUUAAAUGAAGCUAUUAAAUUAGAACCGAUGUUGCUUGACAGCUAUUGGCAGAGACAUUUCCUUUAUCUUCUUCAGUUGAGAAUAUCUGAUGCACUAGAUGAUCUUAAUUUUGUACUUAAACACAAUAGAAAUCAUGCAGAUGCCUACACUUCAAAGGGAGACAUUUAUAGAAAUAAAGGGGAUAUCACAAUGGCAAUCAUAAAUUAUUCUCAGGGCCUCAAAUGCAGACCUGAUGCUGAUAUCUAUUUCAAGAGAGCUGAGAUGUAUGAAAAAAACAAUGACCUACUUUUAGCUAUGGAAGAUUAUUUUAUGGCUUUUAGUUUGAACCCAAAAAGAACAGAUGCUUUGAUGAAACGUGCUUUAUAUUAUUUUGAGAAUUCCACCUGGCAGUUAGCAAUUCAGGAUCUUACAACACUAAUCAAACAGGAACCUGGCAAUGCUAAAGCCAGGAUUUAUCGUGGACAGGCAUAUACGAAACAAGGAAUGCACAAGGAAGCAAUUGAGGAUUUGUUUACUGCUAUCCACUUGGAUCCCAACAACUGGGUGGCUUUCUAUCACAGAGGCUGCUUGCUGAGAAAGAUUCAACCACAGCAAGCUCUACAGGACUUCAGUGUUUCAGUGCUUAUCAAUGAAGAUGUUGAGAAUUUGGAAUCAUUUUUGCAUCGUGGUAUUUUGUACACUGAACGUGGCGAGUGGCACGCAGCAAUAUAUGACUUUGAAAGCGUACUCAAGCUUGACAGAUCUAUUUGCUUAGCUCAUAUAAAUCUUGGGCUUAUUUAUCUUCUAAAAUUGGACUACUAUUAUGAAGCAAUCCGUAAAUUUUCAAAUGCCUUAAAGGUUGAACCAACUUCAACAAGAGCGUAUGUAUGCCGGGCAAAGGCGUAUCAGAAGAUCCAUAAUCUGACAAGAGCAUUGAAAGAUAUAACAUGCGCUAUUCACCUCCAGCCUCAAAUACAUUACUUCUACCUAUUAAGAGGACAAUAUCUGUAUGAAAUGAAAAAUUUCGAACUUGCCAGUUUUUGUAUCCAAUAUUCUGCUGAGAUCAAUCAAGCUUCUGAUUCCUCUCCAGUUCAGCAAGCCACUGUACAAGUUUUUCUGAAAAAUUAUGACAAAGCUAUAGAGAACUUGAACGGAAUGGAAAAAACAUCACCACUGUUAACUUUACUUGGGAAAAGCCAAAUGAAAGCUGGCAAACAUGAGGAUGCACUGAGCAGCUUUCAGAAAGCUUUGGAUCUCGAACAUGAAGCUUCUGAAAUAGGAAUUACAAAUACAGUUAAUAAGAGUGUAGAAAUAUAUUACCACAUGGGUCUUUGCUACAUUGAACUAAAUCAACUCCGAGAGGCAAUUGAUUCCUUUAAUAGUGCAGUGAAAUUGCUCCCAAAUUUUGCUAAAGCUUAUUAUCAGCGAGGAUUAUGCGGUUUGAAGCUUCAUGACUUUAAUUGUAUCUAUGACUUUCACAGAGCACUUGCACUCAACCCCAAACUCUUUGAGGUCUAUCUAAGUCGAGCUGUUUAUUAUGCAAUACAGAGACGCUUUCUUAAGGCCAUUCUAAGCUGUAAUGAAGCAUUGAAAAUUGAGCCCAGGAGUGUAAGAGCUUUUCUAUGCAGAGGGGCACUGAAAUUUUACAGCAAGGCAUAUCAUUUAGCGAUUGCAGAUCUAACUGAAGCAAUAAAUAUGAACGAGACCUGCACCUUGGGUUAUUUUAACAGAGCUGUCUGCUACCAGAAGAUGAAUGAUCUUCAAAAGGCAUUGAAAGACUAUGGAAUAGUUCUGCUCCUUGGCAGCGACAAAAGGUUAACUUUGAAGGUGCUCGUUAAUCGUGGUCUGUUAUAUUUGAAGAUGGACGACCACCAGAAUGCACUAAAGGACUUUAAAGCAGCAAAUGCAGCAGAACCAGAAAAUGCUUACAUUCAUCAUGCUGUAGCUAUCUGCUGUCAUAAACUUCAAUAUUUAGAAGAUGCUGUAAACAGUUUCAGUCAAGCAUUGAAAUUGGACCCAUUUUUUGUGGACGCAUAUAAUGGACGUGGAAACGUGUACAUGGAUUCUGCUCACACAGCUGGAAUAAAGCAAGCACAAAAAGAUUUUGUGCAAGCACUUCAUUUAAAUCCCAAAUGUGUGAAAGCUAGACUCAACCUAGGAUACAACUUUCAGGUUCUGGGAAAAUUUCAGAAAGCGUGGAAUCAGUUUACAAUUACAAUUGAUAUUGAUCCAAUGUUUCAUGAUGCUUAUGAAGGUCGAGCAGUGAUUAAUCUACAAAUGAACAAUACGUUUGCAGCAUUUCAGGACAUCAAUGCUGCAUUGAAGAUCUGUAAAUCUGCAAAGUUGUUUACAAACCGUGGAGUGAUCAACCAGUUCACAGGAGAUCUAACCAAUGCUAUGAGAGACUAUCAGAAAGCUGUAUCUCUCGAUCCCACCUAUUCACUGGCUUAUUUUAAUGCAGCCAACCUUUACUUUUGCAACAGACAAUUUGCACAGGCUCAUGACUACUACACUAAGGCAAUUAAUUUGCAACCAGGAGAUGAAUCUGCUUUGCUAAACCGAGCCAUAUGUCGUGUUCUGCUUCGGCGUGCUCAAGAUGCACUGGAGGACUUUGAAGAAGCUGUUAAACUUAGUCCUUAUUCAGCUCACAUUUAUUUCAACCGUGCAAACCUCUAUGCCACUCUAAAACAAUAUAAAGAUGCUGAGAGAGAUUAUUCACAGGCACUGCAGCUAAUGCCGGAUGAUGCUUUAUAUUACAAACUCCGUGCAGACGUCCGGGGCCAUUUGGGUUUGAUUAAAGAAGCUAUCAUUGAUUACAAAACAGCAUUAGACAUCCAAGAAACUGAAUAAAACAGAUGAUUACGUUUACCAAGAACAAUAAGCAAUUAUCUCAUAAUAUUAGGAUUAGGAUGGAAUGUCUCCGGUAAAAAUAGAAAUGAAUAGGAAUUUAGAAAGUCCGUUCUUGCAGAAUAGUAAGUAUCUUAUUACUGAUAACAUUUCAUUAUAAAUGAAUUUAAGUAUCA
Molecule: messenger RNA, 6203 nt
Organism: Chiloscyllium plagiosum (whitespotted bambooshark)
Lineage: Eukaryota; Metazoa; Chordata; Chondrichthyes; Orectolobiformes; Hemiscylliidae
Gene: ttc6
Product: tetratricopeptide repeat domain 6
Molecular function (GO): protein binding
Source: RefSeq, a predicted model, not a curated record